AUGGCUGAUCCAUGUCAUGUCAUGUCCAAGCUCCAAGCCAUGUCAUGUCAUGUGCUCCAAGCUGAACAAGGUAUGUGCUUGUCUUCAUGAUCUGCUAAUGAACAAUAUGUACGACAAUGGAUUCCCAUGAUGCUUCGCUUUGAGUGAUGGUACCGGUGUGCUAAAACUCAAAAAGACACGAUUUAGUAAAAUCAGUGAUCGAAUAUCUGCGACAAUCAGCAUUCAGAUUGUCAGUAAGCUCAAAUCAAUUGAUCGACGCAACCUCCCGUUGCCUGAAAAAAAAAACGGAUUCAAAAUGCAUUUCGAUUGGUGGGAUGUGUGAGUCAUAAUUCAUCAAGGGAUGACCACAAUCUUGACCACAGUUUCACCAGAGUUGCUGCAAGAGUUCCAAUCGAGGUUCCCAAAUUGUUAUAUGCUGUGAGAAAAGGUGCAGUCACGAGAGCAUGAAACUUCAUCUUACUGGAAUACCAACACUGAAUGAGAAAUAUGCAACAAAGCUGGAAAAGUUCUAUCUCGUCAUCAACUAUCACCCAGCUAACAUUGCAAGGGCAUUUAAAUACUCGUCGUUUGUAGUCUAUCUGAAGCGUGGGUUUCACCCACAAACGGGAUUUUCGUUGAACGGUUACUGCGUUGGACCAUUCCUGAAACAUGGAUGUGACUGCACACAAGUAAAGCCGGUUAAUAUUAUCGCUUUGAUUUCUCUUAACACGGCAAUCUUCAAAGAAGCUGUUUCGGGUUCCGAUAAGGACUUCCAAUACUUGACUCCGGCCAUUGGAUUUUUUCAUCAACUUUAAUA
This is a messenger RNA of Caenorhabditis elegans, 796 nucleotides long. Lineage: Eukaryota; Metazoa; Nematoda; Chromadorea; Rhabditida; Rhabditidae. The record is from the annotation of a RefSeq genome assembly.